Asparagus officinalis (garden asparagus) is the source of this 650-nucleotide messenger RNA. RefSeq names its product protein HVA22-like. The transcript is spliced from 5 exons. The coding region runs from base 155 to 517 and encodes 120 amino acids. Lineage: Eukaryota; Viridiplantae; Streptophyta; Magnoliopsida; Asparagales; Asparagaceae. The record is from RefSeq and is a predicted model, not a curated record.
GCGCUCUAGCUAGCUCCCUCUCAAAUCUUGACACCUUUCUCCCCUCUCUCUCUCUCUCUCUCUCUCUCUCUCUCUCUCUACCUUUAUAAAUAUAUAUCCAUACUUUGCUCUCCUACAACCUUAAUUUGAUGCAAACUAGAUCUUAUUGUUUAUCAUGGGCGAGUUCUGGAAUUUCCUCGGCCAUCUCAACUCCCUAGCUGGGCCUACGGUCAUGCUCUUAUACCCCUUGUACGCGUCGGUCUGCGCCAUUGAGAGCCCGUCGAAGGUUGACGAUGAACAAUGGCUGGCCUACUGGAUCCUGUACUCCUUUAUAACCCUAACGGAGAUGGUGGCCGAGCCUAUUUUAUAUUGGAUACCUAUGUGGUACCAAAUAAAGGUGGCAUUUGUAGCAUGGCUAGUUCUCCCUCAGUUUAAAGGUGCAUCCUUCAUCUAUGACAAGUUUGUGAGGGAGCAAUUACUUAACAAAUAUGGAGCUAAGAUGGGAAAACAUGCUAAGGAGGCUCAUGCGACUGAGUGAUGUGGAAGAUCCUUUAUCUUUAUAUAAAUGUAAAAGUGGGGAAAAGGAAAGAAAAGAGAGAGAGUCGGCUUGUAUUAGAUCUGUCUUCUUUGUUUUAAUUAGAUGUGAACGGUUCCAUAUAUCUUUUCCUUUU